AUGAUUGGUUCAACUCUAGUGGAACAAGUAUGCGACUACUCUCAUAACAAGGCUAAUUGCAUUGAAGGGUUUGGGUCUGAACCAGAAAGCGAACAAGCCAAUCUGCAGCAACUACGGAUAAUGGCACUGAAGCUCGCAUCCAAAAACGCAACAGACACAGCAUUGUACAUUAAGCGAAUGCUUAAAGACGCAUCCACAUUGGACGCUGCCACUAAGCAAGCCCUCAUCGACUGCGCGGAGCAGUGUGGAGUGGAUGUGAACCAACAACUGGCGUCAAAAUCUAUUCUACAUGAUGGCUUCGUUGCUGCGUUGUUAGCAAAUGCUCAACACGACGUGUAUGCUUGGGUGAGUGCCGCGAUCACUGACGUGGAUUCCUGCGAGUACGGAUUCAAUGAAAAUGGCAGCCAGGAUUUUUUGCUCGCGGCAAGGAAUGCCAUGUUUCGACAAUUAUGCAACAAUGCUUUGGCCAUCAACAAAUUAUUAAGUGACCAAUCAAAUACUAAUUUUCUUAUGUUAAUAUUGAUCACUUCUAUAUUUAUUUAUCGAGAUUAUAUUUAUAAUUUGCCCAACUUCUAA
Molecule: messenger RNA, 576 nt
Organism: Hevea brasiliensis (rubber tree)
Lineage: Eukaryota; Viridiplantae; Streptophyta; Magnoliopsida; Malpighiales; Euphorbiaceae
Product: pectinesterase inhibitor 6
Exons: 2
Coding region: 1-576 (191 amino acids)
Molecular function (GO): enzyme inhibitor activity
Source: RefSeq, a predicted model, not a curated record